This is a messenger RNA of Paramecium sonneborni, 750 nucleotides long. NCBI's taxonomy places the organism in Eukaryota, Ciliophora, Oligohymenophorea, Peniculida, Parameciidae. The record is from the annotation of a GenBank genome assembly.
AUGGGAAAUACUCUUUACACAAAUAAAGAAUUUACUUCUACAACAAAUUCAGAUAUUUUUUAAGUUAAUAAUGCAAUGUUUUUAUGGUUGUAUUAAAAUAAUCUUAUAUCAAUUUAUCCCUUUUUUAAUUUAAUUAAUCCCUCAACUUUUGAACCAAAAUAUUUUUAUCGAAUCUAUCAAUUUUAUGUCUAUUCAAAUGCUGAAAUUUAUGUAUCAAUCUCUUUGCAUUUUAAAAUGAAUCAUUAUUUAAUAAUUAAAUCUUUAACUCUUUCAUUUGGAAUCGAAGAACAAAAUUACAAAGCCAAUUCUUAAAGUUAUCCAUAAGAUUAGUAUGACCAAUAUUUUAUGCGAAAUGUGUAUGAAGUUUUUUUUGAUUUUGCUUCAACAAGAAUUUUAUACUGUCCAACUUGGAUACCCAUCAAUAAGUUAGUUUUUGAAGCUAUUAGAUCCAUAAUACAUAUUUUAUUCUCUUCAAAAUAUAUUAUUAUUAUUACUUAAUCAAACAUAUAUGAGAUAAUCAAUUUUUAAAAAAUUAUGAAUUUAUGUUAUCCAAAAAUUAAAUAAUUUCAAAUCAUUAAAAAUUUUUGGGGCAUAAUAAUUUCUGUCAAAUUCCAUAGUUUAUAAGUUGAUAUUUAGAGUUACUCGUCAUCUAAAAAUAAAUUAAUUUUCAAAAGUAAAUCUAAAUUAAUAAAAGACUAUAAAUCUCAAAGAAUUUUAAGUUCUAAAAUAAUACAAAAUAUGAAAUUCUGA